AUGACGUCCACGUCGCGGGCGUCGAGCGCGGUGGUGUUCCCGGGGGCGCUGCGAGCGAUGGAACGGCGGGGGGGAGACGGGCGGGAGGCGGGCGAGGACGUCGAGAGACGCUCGGCGUCGUUGGCGCCGAUGUGGGCGACCGCGCGAGAGCGGGCGAUCGAUGAUGAGUUGGACGCGCGCGAGCGCGGAGGGACGGGGUCGGCGGAGGUGUACGUGGUGUCGAGACCGUUCCAGGAGUGGGGGAAAGGAAUAUUCUCGGCGCUUCCGAACGGGGCGAGACAGGCGCUUCUCACCGCUGGCGUCGCGCACUUCAUGCUCGUGUACAAGGAUCUGAAGACGGGUCAGAUGCAACAGUUUGAUUUCGGUCCGGUGGGGGGAGACGUGCACGACAGAUUGUUCGCGCUCACGGGUGGUAAGACGUACCGGUCGAGCGAGCGCGGCGCGCGGGACACGGUGUACGCCAUGACGAGAGGGAGCGCGCAAAAGCAACACAAGGCGCGCCGUAAGUCUUCGUGCGUGCAGGGCGACAUUCGCGAAACUUCGCUGAGCACACUUCCGAAGAAUGCGUUUCUGGUCGGAACAACACACUUGUCGCUGGACGACAUCAAGAAUUUCAACGACGCGCGGGACACGAUGUACGAACUGCACGUGAACGAUUGUCGACACUAUCUGAACGAUUUGAGCUACUAUCUCACCCGCGAGUCCGCGGCAUGCAGCAGGUUCGUCAACUACUCCAUCAUGAGGCGCCUAGAAGAGAAGAAGGGCCAAUUUUGGGAGCAUCACAUGUGGCUCACGAAGGCUUUGGCGGACGUCGAGAACGUUUCGCACUGGAACAAGGCGGGCAGGUUCGCCGGCGCAACUCUCAUGUUUGGUAUGGGUACGCGCUUCAUGCCCUUCGUUCCGGCGAAACGUCUGGUGACGUGGGGCUCGGGAGUCGUGGCGGGCACGUCUGACAACGUUCCUGUCGUUCGCGAAGUCUUGAAUUUCGGUGGAUUCCUGCUCGAUUCCGGGAGAUCGGUGCUGCAGUUUGUUUUCACUGCGCAGCAUACGAUUAGAAAGAACGUCACGAGGGGCGUCGAAUCUCACAUUUUGAACACGAAAGCCAGAGCUCGGCCUCCGAUGUCACGGUCGGCUAAACUCGCGAGAGCGAGCAAGUCCUCAAACGAGGAUUUGUCCACUCCGAGAGCUGGCGUUCGCGUCUCCUCGUCCAUCGUCAUCGUUCCCGGCGUUGCCAUCACGAUGGGCAACACCGCUCGAAAGGCAUUCCCGAAAUUCCCAGUAGGAGCCGCACAAAACAUGUUUCAAGCGAUUGGCAAUCGAGCUGCGUCACUCCGAGCGAACCUGAGCGAUGCCGCACAGAGGUUCAACGAACGAGACAAAGUCAGGGCGUGA
Molecule: messenger RNA, 1392 nt
Organism: Ostreococcus tauri
Lineage: Eukaryota; Viridiplantae; Chlorophyta; Mamiellophyceae; Mamiellales; Bathycoccaceae
Product: unnamed product
Exons: 1
Coding region: 1-1392 (463 amino acids)
Source: RefSeq, a predicted model, not a curated record